GAUCCCAACCGCCGUAAAACCGACGAAGAAGAAGAAGGAUCAGUUCCCGGAAAUACAUUCAAGCACAUGUCCUAAAACAACCUUGAGAAGACUACAAAACAGCAAGUUGUCAGCGUACGCGACACAGCAAACCGAAGCAGGGAUGCCAGUAACGAGAUUACUGUAUCCCCUCUACCAGCUGGGGAACCCACAGCUGAGAAUCUUCAGGCCCAACUGGUUCUUGACGCUGGUGAGGCCCGGAAAAGAGCAACCUCCUGACACGGUGCAGUUCCGCAUCCCGAUGGAGAUGACAAAGAAUGAUGUAAAAAACUACCUGGAGAAGAUCUAUAAUGUCCCAGUGGGAGCGGUCCGCACCAGGAUACAAUUUGGUUCCAACAAGAAGAGGAAUCACCUUAACCAGAGAGUUAAGCAGCCUGACUAUAAAGUAGCGUAUGUUCAACUGGCUGAAGACCAGACGUUCGCCUUCCCUGAUAUCUUCCCGGAAAAGACCAGCACCCCGGCACAGGGCUCCAUGGAGGAAAUGCAGGAGAAGUUCAUGGAGGACGAGCGUCAGAGGCAGAAACCUGACCCCAGGAGAGGAGGGGUCACGGAGUGGUUCGGACUCUGAGGCGGCGGCGGUGGCGGCGGCGGCCCACGACUGGGAACCAUUUAUGCCUGUACACGUGUGAGUGUUUCGUUAGGUGUUUCAAGUAUUCAAGAAGGAAUUGUCGGGAUGUCGUUUCUGUUUCAGCAUUCAAAGCUUCCAAGAGAAUGACUUGAAUUCCCAUCUUUCCUCAAAUCAACCAACUCAUGAACCUCAGUUUGCUCACAUGACCUCCUUUUUCGUUGACUUUGUUCUUUGCCAUCUUGUCUUGGAUCUCCUCUUUUCUUUUCUCCGUUCAUGACUUUUACUCAUUCAUGGUGGAUCUUCUGGAGUUGAACACAAUCUAUCAAAUAAGGCAUCAAAGUGUUAUGAAGUGCCCUUCAUAAUAAACCCUUGAUGACACUGAGUCACAUGUGACAUUCUUAUGUAAUCAUCCAACAUUGAAACCUUGGUUAAUGUCCGCCCCGGUUAGCAUUUUUUGUGGUUGAUGUCCAAAUUUUUGGAUAAAAUUUGGCCAUGAAUUGCUUUUGUUUGGCGUCCAAAAAUAUCUUGGAUCACACACCAAAGACAAAAUCUUGUGUGACUUGCACAUGUUGGUGCAGUGCAUUGUGGGCCGCAUGCACCAUUUUAGAGCGACAUUGUUUGUUUCUAUCAGAUUUGUUAUGCUAGAGCUAGAGACACAUGCGAUGGACUGACGUCUGAAUUUUACGACUCCGUCAUUGUCUGCGGUGCCCACACAUACAGUAGAUGCGUACACAAAUCCGGUUGUUACAUUGAUUGUAACACUCAUUUUACAUCCGUAACACUCUUUUCUAGUUACAACAACAAAACGUAGACAUUCAAACUAACUGUAGCAUAGCGUUAUAGCAUUGGCGGCGUGCACAGACGUCACCAAACACCUCAAAAGGCAUCCUACUGGCGGUGGGGGGUGUUGUUCGGUUGUUGUUUUUCUUGUUCUCUAUUAAGAAGGCAAGCUACAUGUUUUUUUUAGCUUUGAUAUUUAGUUUGAUAUAUUUCUGCAAAUUGUGGUUGUAGCAGAAUAAUGUGUCUAUUUUGUGUUAUUUUGUUUAUUGAUUGUCAGCAAAACUAAGUAAAAGUGAAGUUAAAUGUUCA
Molecule: messenger RNA, 1696 nt
Organism: Doryrhamphus excisus (bluestripe pipefish)
Lineage: Eukaryota; Metazoa; Chordata; Actinopteri; Syngnathiformes; Syngnathidae
Gene: mrpl23
Product: mitochondrial ribosomal protein L23
Biological process (GO): mitochondrial translation
Cellular component (GO): mitochondrial large ribosomal subunit; ribosome
Molecular function (GO): structural constituent of ribosome
Source: RefSeq, a predicted model, not a curated record